Messenger RNA from Plasmodium gallinaceum, 3696 nucleotides. It is a transcript of the gene ApiAP2, whose product is annotated as transcription factor with AP2 domain(s), putative. NCBI's taxonomy places the organism in Eukaryota, Apicomplexa, Aconoidasida, Haemosporida, Plasmodiidae. Gene Ontology annotation, molecular function: DNA-binding transcription factor activity. Gene Ontology annotation, biological process: regulation of DNA-templated transcription. The record is from RefSeq and is a predicted model, not a curated record. The coding region runs from base 1 to 3696 and encodes 1231 amino acids. The transcript has a single exon.
AUGGAAGCAUUGGUAACUGAUAAAGAUAUUAGCAUUAAAAAUGAAAAUGAGAAUGAAAAUAACAAUGAAUUAUUAAUUGGCCAUCCAAAUUUAAAUGAUCAUGAGAACGAUGUAAACUAUGAAAAAAAGGAUGAUAUGGAUAUGCCUAUUAGUUUUAAUGAUCAAGAUAAAUUAGAUGUACCGUCCUUAGUAGAAAUAUGUAAACAACAAUUAAUUGUGAUUUUAAAAGAUAUGUGUGCAGAUUCUAAUAAUUCAGAUGAAAAAGCAUCUUUCAUGUAUCAUUUAAAUAGAUUAAGAAGUGCAGUAACAGUAGUGGAUUUACAUAAUUAUAUAGCUGUAUUUGGUCCUUGUUUAAGUUAUAAUAAAUUACCCUCUACGUGGAAUAUAUCUGUAUGUGAUUAUUUAAAACAGCAGCUAAAUAUACUUCGAGCUGCUGAUUCACAACAAAAUUCUAAUAAUUACAUGAAUUACUAUGAAUUACAUAAUGAAUUUGACGAUGUAAUGAAUGAAAAAAAAAUGAACAAUACUAAUAAUUCAAUACAUGGGAAUAUUAAUUCAAAUAAUAUUAACUCACAAUCUUCCAUGAAAGGUACAAUUCAUAUAAAUUCUACAAAUAAUAGUAUGAAUUAUUCCUUUUGUGAUCAAGAGGAUAAGAUGGUUGAAGAUUAUUAUGAAUGUUUAAUGAGAACAAAAUUAUCCGAAGAGUCUCCUGAUUGUUUAAAAUAUAUGAUGAAUACAAAAAAUGAUUCAUUAAGUAAUACAGAAGUAGAAAAUGUAAUAUCAUAUUUAAAAAAAUACGAAGUCAAGUCUAGUAAAAAUUCAAAUAAAAUGGAAGAUGAUAUGAAGUUUAACAAAGACUCUGAUUAUGAUUAUCAAGAAGAUUAUUUGAAGGAUAAAGCAUUGUAUGAUUCUGACAUAGAUGAACAACAUAAUAAUGAAAAUAAUAUGCAUAACAACAGGACUGUUAAUGAUAAUUCUAGUAAUUUAAAUAACAAUAAUAAUAAUAAUAAUAAUGUUAAUAGCAAUAACAAUAAUAAUAAUACAAAUAAUAUUAAUAUGAAUAAUAAAAAUGGAAAUUUAAAAUCAGAUAGAAUGAAAAAAAAUGAUAUAAAUAAUUGGACUAGAUCAAACACAGAAGGACACCCUGAAUAUCUACCAAGAAUACCAGGGGUACGAUUUAAUCCCAAGAAACAACAAUGGCUAGCUGCAUGGAAUGAUAACACUAGAGAAAUAAGAAGAUAUUUCUCUGUGAAACAGUAUGGUUUUGAACAGGCUCGAAUUUUAGCUGUAAAAGCAAGACAAGAAGCAGAAAAAGCAGGUGCAAGAUGUAAGCCGAUGUUUCAUGUUCAUGGUAGAAAAGCAGUAGAUACAUUAUCUAACGAUUUAAUAAAAAAUGAUAUGGAAGAAACUUAUAACAAUACACUUUCAAAUAAUGCUAUUGGAAAUGAUUUAUUGAAUAAAAAAGAAUUAAUUAAAUCCGAAAACAAAGGGUUAAAGAGAGGAAGAGGAAGACCUCCUAAAAGAAAGUUAAGUGAGGAUUCUCAAUUAUCCUUAGAUGAUGUGGAACAAAACUUUUGUCGAAAUAAUGAAAAUAUGGAAUUGAUGGAAUGUAUGGAAUCCUUUGAUAAAGAUUGCACAAGACCUAUGAAAGGAGUAUCUUAUAACGACAGAAAAGGAUCUUGGUUAGCUUAUUGGUCAAUUGGUAAAAAUUUUCAAAUGAGAAGAUUUCCAAUAAAAAAAUUAGGUUUUGAGAAGGCAAAAGAAUUAGCUAUACAAUGUAGAUUAGAAGCAGAACAAGCUGGUGCUACAACGACAGAAAAUAGAACAAAACGAAUGAGAAAUUUAUUAACUAUUAAUCCAGAUAAUUCAUUAGAAGCAUUGAUGGAACAUAAUUCGUUGGAAAAUGAUGAAAAUUUAAAUGAUAAAAAUGUUAAUGGAAAUAUAUUAGUUUCACAAAUGCAAAACUUUAGUAAUAAUACGAUGAAUAAUAAUAUUCCCCCAACAAAAUUACCUCAUAGCGAUGAGCAAGAAAGUGAAAUAGAUUUUUCUCCCACAAAGAGAACUAGAGCUCCAAGAGGAAGAAGAAUGGAGAGUUUAACUGCGCGGGCUAGUGCGUUAACGCCUGUCGAAGGAGUUAGAUUUGAUCCUUAUUCUUAUUCUUGGUUUGCUAAAUAUUUAGAAAAUGAAAAUUCAAAGGAACCAAAAAUUUCAAAAUAUUUAUUAAAAAAAUGGGGUUUUAAUAAAGCACAUAGCUUAGCUGUGCAUACUGUAAAAUGUGCAUAUAAAGCAGUUCCAUUUACGGACGAAGAAUUAAUUAAUAUAUUUAACGUAGAUGCAAAAAAUCUUAUUAAUAAUCAAAACAGUUUAAUUAAUUUAGGAUUUAAUGAUACGUUUAAUAAUAAUAAUAUGAAUAAUAAUAAUUUGAAUACUAAUAAUUUUAAUAACCUUAAUAAUAAUAAUAGUAAUAAUAAUAUGAUUAAUAACAUGAAUAUUAUUAAUAAUACAAUUAAUAGCAAUAUGGAUAAUAAUAUUAACAAUAAUUUUAAUAAUAGCAUUAAUAGUUAUAAUGGUAAUACUAAUAACAUUAGUAUUAUUAAUAAUAAUUUGAGUAAUAAUAUUGAUAACAUUGAUAAUAAUAAUGCAAAUAAAAGUAAUAUUAAUAGUAAUAGUGGUAGCAAUAAUAGUAAUAAUAUUGGUAACAAUAAUAAUAAUAAUAAUGAUUUAAAUAUAAAUACUAAUAAUAAAAUGAACAUUUUAAAUAAUUAUAAUUUUAAUAAUAAUAAUAAUAUGAAUAAUGAUAAUGUAAAUAAUAUAAAUAACUAUAAUAUUAAUAGUAAUAAUUCAUCAAAAAGUGGGAAUAUAAUUAAUAAUAAUUUAAUUCCAAGUAAUUUAAGUAAUAGUUUAAAAACAGGAAUUGGUAAUAUAAAUAAUAUGAGUAAUAACAAAUUGAGCAAUUUUAUGAACGAUCACAAUAUAAACAGUAAUAAUUAUUGUGCUGGUGAUAUCUUGAAUACAGGAAUAUUAGAUGAAAAUCAUAUUAAUAUGAUAAAUGCAAGCAAUAAAUUGGAUAACAGUAGUAACAACAAUAAUAGUACAAAUAUAAUAAAUGACAAUCCAGAAAGUCAUAUGAAUAUUAAUGAAUGUAUUUUAAAUAAUAAUGUUAUUGAAUAUCAUAAUCAAAAUAAUAUAAAAAUUAAUGCUCAUAUAAAUAAUGUAGUAUCUGCUAAUGGGGUAGAUAAUAUAAUUACCUCUCAUAUAACCGAUAUUGCAUUAAAUCGCACAAAUGAAGCUAAUGUGAAUUCAUUGGAUACAAAUUAUAAUAUUUCAUCAAACAAUAACAAUGAUAAUACAAAUAUUAAUUCAGAAAAUGCAAUUAAUAGCAAAUCAAUUAAUAUAAAUAAUAAUGACAUCAAUAAUGAAAAGCAUGGUGCUUUAAAUAAUAUAGAGCAUCCUAUGGAUAAUAGAAAUAUUUUAAAUAUAAUUAAUGAGCAAAAUAAUUUAGAUAAUAACUCAAAUGUUGAUAACAAUAACAGCUAUUCUAAUAAUCAUUAUUCUAAAAAUACAAACAAUAAUUUUAAUUCUUAUAGUAAUGAUAGUUCAGGUGCAAACAAUUUAAUUAACACUAGUCAAAAUGAAAACAAUGAUUCAUCUUUAUAUUAUAUGAAUGUAAAAGCAGAAAUAAAAACAAAACAAUAA